This is a messenger RNA of Temnothorax curvispinosus, 1473 nucleotides long. RefSeq lists its product as uncharacterized. The transcript has a single exon. The coding region runs from base 1 to 1473 and encodes 490 amino acids. Gene Ontology annotation, molecular function: nucleic acid binding; RNA-DNA hybrid ribonuclease activity. The record is from RefSeq and is a predicted model, not a curated record. NCBI's taxonomy places the organism in Eukaryota, Metazoa, Arthropoda, Insecta, Hymenoptera, Formicidae.
AUGGGACUCGAUCUGGAGCCGAGAAAGACUGCGUUGGUGGAGUUUUCCAGGAGUGGAUACAUCGAUAGACAGCUGAAUAUACGUAUUGAUGGAUGUGACGUUCCCAAUUGCGGCGGUGCAAAAUUCCUGGGUAUCUGGCUAGACAACAAGCUGAGCUUCGAGCGUCAAAUACAUGAACUAAGAGGCAAGGUAAACCGAGCAAAUUCUAUUAUUAGAUACCUUUGUGGAGUUUCUAGGGGGAUGGAGGUAAAUACUUCACUUAUGCUCUACAAGAGUCUUGUAAAGUCAAUUAUUGAUUAUGGAAGCUUUGUGUUCUUUCCCAGAAAGGCCUCUUUGCAGCUUAAAUUGGAAAGGGCUCAGUUCCUUGGUAUUCGUACGGCCCUUGGAUAUAGGAACUCCACCCCCAACAAUGUGAUUGUUGCGGAGGCUAAAGUGACAUACUUAAAAGACCGGGCUAUGUUGUUGGGUUUUAACUUUGCCAACAAGGCUAUUGCUCAUAAUCAAAAUGGUUUGUGUGACAAGAUGCGUGCUCUAUAUGAGGGUGAGAAUUUUGUACGGUAUAGACAGCCUACGUAUGGGUCUUCCUUGUUGUCGGAGAUAUGGAAAAGAGUAAAUCGAACUAAGCACCUUAUUGGUCCUGUUGAGAAAUUCCCGGUCUUUAGCGGCUCGUACAGCGCCCACACGUUUAUACCUACCGUUGACAUAGACGUCGGAGCGGGGAGAAGGCGAGAGAGUUUCUCUGACUGUUAUCUUAUCCAAAAAAUUAUUAGUAAAUACCAUUUGGGCCCGAACCCAGACAUCUUCUUCACGGAUGGCUCCUGUAGGGAGGCAGCAGUAUCUACGGGAGCGAGUAUUGUGAUCUGCGAUCAGGAGGAGGCUUUUAAGAUUAGUCUGCCCGGCCUUUGCUCUUCCUAUACCGCGGAGGCCUUUGCUAUUAAUUGUUCUGCUCUUCAUUUACUUUGGACACGCAAAUAUGUGGGUGGUAGUGAGAUAAUUAUCUUAUCUGAUUGUCAAGCUGUUCUCAAGUCUAUUAAUAAUAAUCACCUAAAUAUCCACAAGAAUAAAUACGUUACGGAGGCUAGAAUACUGAUUUACAAGUUGGAGAAAUUCUGUGACAAGAAAAUUGUACUUGUAUGGAUUCCCGCUCACGCGGGAAUUCUGGGAAACGAGAUUGCGGAUGGAUUGGCUAAAGAGGCGACGGAGGAGGAGGCCGAUCCCACCAUUGCGGUUCCGGUGGGGGAUUUGCUGGCGCAUGCGAUAAAGGAAGCAUGGGAGUCUACACAAGUAUCGAUCGCUCGCGACGCUUUACAUAAAGGCGCUUUCUAUUUUGAAAAGUUUUAUGAUCGAGCUUCAUCUGUACCGUGGUUCCGCAAAGUCAGAGCGGAGAGAUAUUUCGUUACGUUCAUCAAUCGCUUGAGAGCAAAUCACUAUAACCUGGGUGCUUCCCUCAAGAGAAAGAGGAGUUCCGUUUGA